Messenger RNA from Acomys russatus (golden spiny mouse), 834 nucleotides. RefSeq lists its product as uncharacterized. NCBI's taxonomy places the organism in Eukaryota, Metazoa, Chordata, Mammalia, Rodentia, Muridae. The coding region runs from base 1 to 834 and encodes 277 amino acids. The record is from RefSeq and is a predicted model, not a curated record. The transcript is spliced from 3 exons.
AUGGGCGAGGUGGAGAAGCACAUGGCUGGCAUGGAUGGAGGAUUUCGCCCAGAUGACGAACAUCAACAAGAAGACACACCCACACCCAAUGUCAGCCAUGGGAUUCAGGUCUUCAUCCCUGUAGCAGCAGACGUGGGCAGUGCUACAAGCCAGGGAACACACACGCACUCACGCCCAUCCAAAGGCCAGGAACGCGUGCAGACCACGGGCAUUCUCACACCCACCCUCGAGCCCCUUCUCACACGCAAGCUGGCCUUCACACUCCCUGGCCCUGGGCCGCGGCGUCCUCGCGCGGACCCUCCCCGAUCGUGUCACCUGGGGCCCCGAUUCCUAGCACGACCCGGCUGGGGGCCUCCGCCCGGGCCAGGCCGUGGGGCCGCAGCGAGGCCUCUCCGCCAUCUUCCCGGCCCGCGCCGCCCACCGCCCGCGCUCUCACCAGCGGGCCCUGCUCCCGGGGCGCCGCCACAGCCCCUCAUCACCGACCGCACGCUGCGCCCCAGCUCCCGGCGGCUCCCGGCCGCCGUUGCCGCCGCAGCCAGCGCUCCUCGUCCUGGGUCUCUGCCGCUGGUCCAGUGCGCUGCGGCCGCGCGUCCCCCGUCACCAAGCGCAACCCCCCGCCUCCGACUCCGCCCCCGCGAAGAAGCUGGCACCGCCAGGGGGCGCCGCCCGCGAGGCUGCAAUGCGCCUGCGCCACCCCGCGCAGCCCCUCGGGAACCAAGGGUGAGCCUGGCCUCUGUCGGAGGCCCCGCCCCCGGUGCCGCACUAGCCGACCGUUUUGCUCUCACCUGUACCCGCCCACUUCUGGCAGUCUGGGUCACCUCAGGUGUGUCCUGA